Messenger RNA from Betta splendens (Siamese fighting fish), 10612 nucleotides. Its product is annotated as B2 bradykinin receptor-like. Bases 8875 to 9945 code for a protein of 356 amino acids. Gene Ontology annotation, biological process: vasoconstriction; smooth muscle contraction; G protein-coupled receptor signaling pathway. The transcript is spliced from 2 exons. Gene Ontology annotation, molecular function: bradykinin receptor activity. Lineage: Eukaryota; Metazoa; Chordata; Actinopteri; Anabantiformes; Osphronemidae. The record is from RefSeq and is a predicted model, not a curated record. Gene Ontology annotation, cellular component: membrane.
CUGCUAGAACCUCAUUUAUUACAUAAUACAUGCACUUCAUAGUAUGGAGUAAUUACUAAUAUAGUAACGACCUACAUGACUCUGACUAGUGAGUGCUGCUUCUUCAGACAGCAGGUCCACAGUGUGUGUGUGUAUGUGUGUGUGUGUGCGUGCGUGCGUGCGUGCGUGCGUGCGUGCGUGCGUGCGUGCGUGCGUGCGUGCGUGCGUGCGUGCGUGUAUUGGCACUGACUGGUCAGUCAAACAAAAUGAUCUGCCAAAACCCAUGAGCCAGCUCAGUGGCCUCUGUUUAGAUCUCAUUUCAUAAAAGACUGAUGGUUGAACUUCCGUUGAAUACCUUAAAAGCUCGAGCUUGUUCGAGCCUGGGGCUCUACAUUUCUACUCUCUGCCAAUUUAUUUCUGUUAGACAGUUAAUGACUAAAGGAGAAAGCCCAGGAAUUCGGUUCCACUCUAGUUUCUUCCGUAACUGUGAUGUGUCAUGUUGUGACUGAGGCCAGUUGUGUAACACGUUAUCUGGCAGGAAAUGAGCUCGGAGACAGUGAUGCUGACCCCCUGCUUGUACAAUGUACUCAAGUUACAUAAGUUUUGUGCCAUUACUAUAAAAUACUAGUUCAUUGUACAAAUUUCGAGUACAAUCUACUUAAAACUGAGAAGCAGUUUAAAACUUGGGCAACUUUAAGUUAAAUGUACUUAAAAAUCUAAGUUUUGGUGGUGAUCACAUGUUUGUAUCUCCAUGGAGACAGGAUUUAAAGCCUUGUGAUUAUUAACAUUAUUUACACGAUGUCACUCUGCCGCCUUACUGACUGCUUUCUGACUUUAGCUGUUUCCGUUUUAAUAGUUCUUCAUCUCAUUAGAGACUGUGGUGGAAAUUUUGCAAUAAAGGCAGAUGAGAGAGAGUUGUCCUUUUGUGCGAUUUAUUGAAAUAAUAAAGAAAAUAAAAAUAAUGAGGAAAGCAAAUAAAAAAACAGCUGGGGAGAUCAGAACAUACACCACGGAGGUAUAAUGCAAAGAUCACCCCGUUCUGAGGUUGUCUCUGCCUUUUAACCUCUCUCCCGGGACCUGGUGGAAUCUUCCUAUCACACUGUGGGUGAAGAUGUUUACAUUACACAGGGAAUACACAAGGUCUACAGCCUUGGGUCUGGUGGGGCAUCAGAUAGAAAGGAGCCAGAGACCAGGGGUAAAAGGCAGACACAAGCCAUAAACAAUCGGUCAGUCAAACACAACAUUAGAUGUCAGCACUUAAUGUGCGACAGAACCUUGAGAGGAAGAUAGAUUGUUUGUCUAAUAAUGUUCAGUUCUGGGUCUAAUCAACAAGUACAGAAUGCAUGGUUAUUGUACAGAGUCAGAAAUGAACACAAGAGCAUUAAAGUACAAUUUUUCCAUUACAAUUCCCCCCUUUUGAUUACACAUUAAUCAAAAAUUAAAAAAUAAAAAUUGUCAAUCGUGGUAUUCAUCCUGUAGUAAUAAAGCAUUCAUUAAAAAUGAUUCGUUAAAUGUAUUGCUUAUAAAGAUGUAAAUGGCGUAGGGAUAAAAGAUUGUGAGCUGUUUUUGUGGGUAGUUAUACUAGAAUAACCCUUGUGUAUGAGCUUUGGAAAGACAGGGACAUAAGCCUAUAAUUGAUUCCAAUCAGUUCAUGUUCAAUCAUCCUGAAUAAAGGUACAGCAUGUUUUACCAAACCUGACACAAACACUUCCCAUCUUUGUUAAUAACAUCUAAGGCCAUUCUAUUCUGCCAUGUUGUCUUCGCUAUGUGGGGCAAUUGUUCCGUCAUGGUCAUCAGGUCUCUAAUGGCACAAACUAAGCAUGAUCGAUUUGUGGGUGACUCCGGUGUGCGGUGGAUAAGAGUGUCUUCGGUUGAUGCGAAUGUCAGAGUGACCACGCAUAUUGCUGUCAUCGUCGAUAUGACAAUCAUUUUUAUCUUGUUUCGUCUGGUGGAUGUCAUUUUGCGUCAGUGGAAGAUAAAAAUUUGUGUGAAAGUGUGAAUCAAGUAGAAAACAACUCUAGAUAUGCUUAUCGUAAAAUGUUUUCGUUCAAAAAUAGUGGAUAAAAUCACAGAGAGGCAUACAUGUAAAUCAACCACACAAUUUAGAGCAAAUAUUAAAGUAACAUACAAUAAGGAUCAAAGCAACAGGGUCACAAUCAAUGUCUUCUUCUUCCUGUUGAAUAGUAGCGUUAGAUUGUUUCUAACCUGUUUGUUGACACCUUGACAGUUCGUUGGGGUUCUUCAGGUUGUGAUCAGCUGAUCACAGAGACACUUGGGGUUCGUUAUCACCGCCAGGUUUCCUCCCAAUGUCGUCUGAGUCACUGUCACUCCCCGUGAUGUGAAGAGUCUACACGUCGUCCAGCGUCGGCAACUCAAGGCUGCUCGUGUGUGUGUUUUCUCAGGAACGUGUGUGUAGAUGUAUGGUCAGACAGAUUUCGGCGUGAUGACCACUGGGUCACAUCCUUUGAUCAAACCUACAUCAUAGUUGUGUGUGGCCCACAGGGAAGCUGGAACUUCCUGUAAGGCUGGAUACUGCGUCAGAGCGUCCUCCGACAAAAACACGUGGUGUGGAGUGUGUGUGGAAUGUUGUGGUACCAAGUGCACUGUACGCUGCGCAUGAAAGUUAGACUGAAAAAGUUUUUUGUAAGCAUGCAAAGUAGGUGAAUACAUCACAUUCGGGUCGGAAGUCGUUUGCCAGUCUCCUUCCCGUUGACAUCUGUCCACGAAAGGACCCAAGUCCUGCCAUCUGUCCCCGUCAUGUUUUGACAGAAGGACAUGUGGAUCUGUAGAAUAAGCAUCAACAAAUCUCUCUUGUUCGUUAGUGAGAGAAAUCGCAAGCGCAGACCUAUGUUCAUCCCAAAAAAGAGAGGUUGAGGUCAGUUCGUCCGCAGAUGUGCGUAACCAUGAUUUUUCAAAGUUCUCAUCAGGACCAGUGGACACAUGUGCUAUACAAGACAGGUCAGAUGCGUCUCUAAAGGUCGUAUUCUGUGAGGAAACAAGCUGUUGAGCAGCCUGUAUGAGGGCCUCAGUUAUGGCCUCUCCCUUCAGCAGCCACUGAUAAGAGUAGAGCAGCGGCUCUGAGCUGAAAUUAACACAAACAAAAGAAAAAUUAUUUACAUUGUCCGUGGUUGUGACCUGCACUCCCUCUGGAGUGGAAAUCAGUGAAAUUCCUAAACUACACAUGAGAUCUCUUCCUAAUAGAUUAACUGGGCAUAAGUUUGAAGGCAAAAAUUAAUGUUUGAGUGUCUUGCCGUCUGAUGUUGUGCAAGACAGAGGAACAGUAAGUUUUUCUUUUAUUGUCUGGUACGUACAGUAAUUAUUAUUACUUCUCUCUAAUAGUCGUGUUCCCUUUUAAUAGUCAUUGAUAGUCUGUUUUGUUUUUCUAUAGUCUGGCCAGACAAACCUAUAUUGUGCACAAAUUUUAUUACUGAAUUUGUUGCAAGUUAAAAUAGUUUAAACCCAUCAGACUGUAAAGUCAUGCAGCAGUUGUCAUUUAGCUGUUUGUUAUUCUUUUCAAAAUCACUCUGUGGGAUUUUUCUUUGAGCAAAAAGCGAUUCUUCAUUGCGAGCAGAUAAGCAUGAACAUGAAUUUGAGCGUGUAUCAGCUGUAAGCGUGUUUCUUCAUUGCGUGUAUGAAUGUGUGUGUGUAUGUUUGCGGUACCGUCUUGUACGUCACGUGAAAAGGAACCGUCACCUUCCUCCUUCCCCAACCAUCAGUCUGAUGUGAGCGCCAGUGGGUGAAGCCUUUUGAUGGGACAGUUGUUCCUCGAUGACAGACCUUUCCUGGAUCCUCAGAUGCAGCUCUUUUGGGCCGAUCACGUCUGAAGCCUCUCCUGUUGUUUGAACCAGUGUCUGUGUCAGAGCACGUCUUCUCUGCUGUUGCUCUGUCCUUGUUUUCCUUUGCAGAUUGUCAUAAGCAGGUGUCUGUGUCAGACACACACGCUUGUAGUAGCUGGUUCAUCUGAUGAGCCCAGAACGUGAUGGCUGCAGACGUUGUGGGAGUCUGUGAGGCGUCCAUGCUGUGGUCGGUGUCCUCCAGCUGCUGUGGUGUCAGAGCUUCCACCCUGUUCUGGUUGUUGGUUGGCGCUUCUUCUCCUUCGGUUCUUCUGCUGAUGGUGGGAAAGGAGUCCAGAUCCGGAUUUACCCUCAUCGCGCUCAGCUCUGCAAAGGGAUACAAAGCAGAAACAGUGGGAGUGCUUUGUUUCUCAUCAUGUUGUGUGUGUGUAUGUGUGUAUGGUGGCGGUGUGCAAGCUUCCACAGAGUUGUUAUCUUUUCUGCCAGCUACGUCACCACUCUCGUCCUUUCUCCCUCCUAGUUCUUUUUGGCAUUUCAAUCUUUCCCUGCGCUCUGAUUCUUUAACCCAAAUUUCAAGGCAUCUUUUGUUUAAUUCAAUUUCCUUUAAGGUUUUAACUUUGAUCGUUCUACUUUUACAGAGCUGUUUCUCCUUUUCUUCUAAUUUUUCUUUUAAAGCGCGUAUGUCCUUCACACUGAGUGAUCCACCUUCUUGAAACCCAUAAAGUUUUGUCCAGUCGUGAAGACAUGACACGCACUCAUCACCAUAUUUACGUCUCAUUAAUUUUGUAAUGCUGCAGUCUGGUGGUGGAGACUUAGAUCGCCCCGAACCCAUCUUUCAGAGUCCCGGCGGUUUUCUGCCUUAGACUUUUAUGUGUUCCGGCCGGAACCUUUUUUCGAAAUUUCUCUUCCACGGACGUCUCCGUAGAAAGGGAACCGCUCAGAUCAGCGACAGGGUUCUCGGAAGUGGUCCCUCACCGUCAGGCCCCUCUAUGACCCGGGUCCCUCGUAUCUCAAAACCACUUCCCCCUGCAAACGCGCUCCGUCUUACAGAAGCCGUCUUUUAUUUCUUGUCCACUCCCUUUGGACUGCGCUCAGAUCUGCACACUGGUCUGUAUCCUCAGUACAGACAAAAAGCUCGGUCCCACGAGCCAACCCUUAGCAACCACCGUCUCGGCCACCAGGGCAGACUUUGACCUAAUUAAUUUUACCCGAAUAUUAAAUUUUUUAAUUUAAAAAAAAUUGUUUGGUCCUAAUUAUUAUAUUUUAGAUGUUUUCAGCCACCUAGUCGUUUUAGAAAUAUUAUUACCUCUUUUCCUAGUUAUAUUUUCUUUUUGUCGUUGUUUGUUUUAGUCUAGUUGCGGAUGUUUUAGAAUUAAUUGUUAUUUGCUUUACUUUCCCUAAACCAAAUGAUCAGAGCCAAGUAAACCCGAAUACCUGAAACCAAUUUCAAACCCGUUUUCUUUUUUUUUUUUUCCUUAACAAGUCGCAACAAAACGGAAUCUCUCUCACCGGGCCGAGCAGAGGUUGGAUUUUGAGUUCGUUGGAUCUCGUCAGAGGCGAUCCAGACGGGUGAGCAGUCCUCCCACUCAGAACAGCUGUAGAGGUUUGGAGGCUGAGCGAACCUAGUCCUCAGGACCGCCGUCCCUGAUCACGCCGUCCAGACGACCUGCCGCGGGAUCCUGUUCGUAGACGCCAAUUUCUGUGGUGGAAAUUUUGCAAUAAAGGCAGAUGAGAGAGAGUUGUCCUUUUGUGCGAUUUAUUGAAAUAAUAAAGAAAAUAAAAAUAAUGAGGAAAGCAAAUAAAAAAACAGCUGGGGAGAUCAGAACAUACACCACGGAGGUAUAAUGCAAAGAUCACCCCGUUCUGAGGUUGUCUCUGCCUUUUAACCUCUCUCCCGGGACCUGGUGGAAUCUUCCUAUCACACUGUGGGUGAAGAUGUUUACAUUACACAGGGAAUACACAAGGUCUACAGCCUUGGGUCUGGUGGGGCAUCAGAUAGAAAGGAGCCAGAGACACAUGCGAACAUUACUGUAACUCGCACUAAAAACACUGAACUGUCUGGGAAAACAACGGACAAAACACCACAGACAGAUUUACUGUUACUGUUUUUGUUUUAGAGAGUAAUAAAGUGUAUGUAUUAUGAUGUUGUACUGUUUUGCCAGUGACGGUAAUAGGCUGUUGCUAUUUAACACUUAUCUGUGCUUCCCUAAACUAUUCUGCCUGUAGUAGCUGUUGAUAUGAAGUCAAUGGAUAGUUGAUACAAUAAAUGUUUUUAAGUUAAAUCAAUUUGUCAAUUAGUGAACUGAACCUAAAGUUUUAAGUGAAGUAGACUAGCAGAUAAGUUGCUACUAUUAAAGAAUAUUGCAUUGAGUGGAUUGAAUUCAACAUAAACAUUUCAACAUAUUUUUUUUAAGUUGAGUUUACUCAUCUUUUUAUCAAACAGUUUAUCCCAUCAUUUCCCAUCAUUUAAAAGCCAUCCAAACAGCAGGCAGUCAGACUUCCCAUGAUUCUGAUAAACAAUGAGAUUUAUGACAAACAAAAAACAGAAAUAGGAUUAUCACAGCUUCUUCAGAUAUUAAUUAAAAAUGAAAGAAAAAGGUAUUGUAUGAAUCUGUCACUGUGGGUCUGCAUACAGUUUGUCUCAGAUCUCUGUCUGUGAUACAUUUCCAGAUGAGAAGCAGCGACUAAAUGAACUGGGAUCUCAUUUCCUCUAUUCAUCAUAUAUGAAAGAUGAACUAUAACACUGGAUCGUCCCGGUACUGUAGGUAAGCAAACACAGCUGCCUAUGGAGAUAAGGUGAAGGUUCGUCCCUGAUGUGAGGACGCUGCAGAGAAUUGCUGCUGAUUCAGCCAUAAUCGCCUCUGACUUUGACUUUUAACCAUUGUUUGUAUCCCUCCAAACCAACAGGGUUUGUUUGAUAAGUGCCGUCAGUUUUAUAAACAAUGAUAUUAAAAUAGCAGACCACCCUCACAAAGCUUUCCAGUCAAGCUUCUUGUCCUGCUUUACUGGGCUUUUUAGCACAUGUUUCAGGAAAUGUUAUUAUUGUAAUGAGUCACAAGACACCAAACAGAAGCAGUGAAUGAGGUUGUGUGGAGUCCAGCAGGCCUACACUCAACCAUAGUCAUCAGGGUGGCUUCCUCUACGCAACUAGAGAUUUUAGAUACAUCAAAGAUUAUUGCUACAUCAAACAAUGAUCGUGUGGCUGUAGAGUAAGUCGUUGUGAUGGCAACGAUGGUGCAGAAAACCCAGCAUUUUAUUCAUUAUUAUUAUAUGUUACAUAGUGUGGUUGCUCUUCAGGUCAGUUGUCUUUGACCAGCUUUUGGUUAUGUUUCUUGCUUACUUGUACACUACUUUAUUUUUGUUGCCCCCUUUUAUGGGCCCAGUUUGAAGUUUGUGUUCUUUUGUGAUUUGUUUUAUUUUUCUAAUAAAAUACAUUCCAUUAUUCAUUAUUUUUGAAACAAUCUGCUUCUUUCACUUGGACUCAGCCAGAUUUGAUUUCUCUGAGGACAGGUUUAUAGUUAGUUCCAUGUACUCAAGUGUCAGUUUGCAUCUGUUCGUUUGUAGAGCAUACAGGCGGCCAUAUGCCUACCUCGGUUAUUCUACAGAGGUUCACAAAAGCCUAGUUUGGAGACUUGUUGAUUGUUAUUCUAUGAACAUGCAGACGUUAAGUAUAAAGGUUGGGAUAGAAUCAAAGUAAUAUAUAUAUAUAUAUAAAACCCACUAAAAGGUCCUGGCCACACCUCAGUGGAUCCUGGGAAUCCCUCCAGUCCCAGUGUAACACACACUGGUGCAAACCUAAUUAAGCCAUUCAUCUCUGGUGACAGGCUGAGGUGAAGCUUGCAGUCUGCCAUGAAUGCUAACACAUGUCCUGAUUCAUGAAAUAAAGAGAAGGAGGUGGUUAAAGGGAGAGGAUGACAGAGCAGUUGCAAGGCAACUGGCUGCAUCCAAGUGAUCCAAGUGAGGCGUAUGUGUUGUUACUUAAUGAGUGGUUAUCACACAUCCAGUUCAGUUUUACUCCCAACAAGCAUCCCCUCACAGAAGAACCAAAGUCAGUAGGUUAGGGAGCUAAAGGUCAUGUCCUCCUGAAGCAGCUCAUAUUCACAGUCUGAUGGGAUCCAACUCUGACAAACCUGAUAAUACCAGACGUUUUCAUGAGUGGAAUUCCCGUUGAUAUCGAUUCACAUGGAAACUGCAUCUGUCAAGAGUAGAGUCAUUGUGGUAUUGCAACACAGCUGAGUAGAUGAAAGAGAUGUUGAGAGCCUGCUGGAACUGGAAAUCCCUUCUGCUAAAAGAUAAGAUGGUGAAGGAUCAGGCAUAUAUUGUGUGUUUGUACAAGUUUGUAUUUCCAUCAAAAGCAAAUCUGAGAUGAACGACCACCAUGCAGAAGUCUCCAUGAAUAUUUGGAAUACCAUGUCCCUUUAAAUAAAUAAGUAAUAAAAAGUAAAAACAUCUGGCUCCACUGAGAAUGAAAGAAGUGAUGAGGAUUGUUGAUAUCAGGCUCCACUGUGCCUGAUUCAAGGUUAGAGGAAGAAAUGGCCGUCUGGGUGACGUGAGAUGGAGGGUUAAAGCCCUGAACUCCUGGCUGAGAGACAUGACUUGUGUCCCGGACAGAAUCUAUUUUUUCAUGUUUUUUCUAAUUCGAAAGUCUUCAGUCACACUCAUACAACUGCACACGUCUGGCAGUGUACCAGUACAACUGUGUUUGCGAUCCCGAUCCAGGUUGUCUGAUGGAACACUUUGAAGCUGCCAAUAAAGAGACUAGAACUACUGUAAAGUGGAACUAAACCCUAACAGAGUGUCAGCAAUCGCUGAGUCAUGGUUGACUAUGAGCACAUACUGUAUGAGCGGAGCCGUAAAUACCAUUUAGUUGAGCCAGAGCCCCACACGGUAGCCGGAGGCAGCAGCCAGAUGGAAGCUGUGAGUGUCUGGGUCUGCACAUAUAAAAGCCACCAGUCUCUGGGCUCUCCUCACUGGAGGCUAGAUCGCUAUGACGAUAAGAAGCUGGAUGUGAACAUGGAACAUCUGGAUGGAAAGAGCAGAGCGUCGGAGAUAAGAGAGCACCACAGUAUGAAACAUUAAGCUGCUGCUGCUUCCAGUGGUCAUGAAUGCGUCACUCCUGCUCCCUGUGGACAUAGAGCCGGAUCUCUGCGGGAACUACACCGAGGCCUGGCUGUGGCUGUCGGCCCUGCAGCCAUCCUCCCUGGGGCUGAUCAGCGUCCUGGGCUCGCUGGGCAACGCCCUGGUCCUCUGCGUCUUCUGCCUGCACAGGAAGCCCUGCACCGUGGCCGACGUCUACCUGGGGAACCUGGCGGCGGCCGACCUGGUCAUGAUGGCCUGCCUUCCUUUCUGGGCUGUCACCAUCGCUCACAACUACCGGUGGGACUUUGGGGAGGUCCUGUGCAAGCUGGUGAAUGUUGCUAUUUCCAUGAACUACGUCUGCAGCGUUCUGUUCCUCACCCUCGUCAGCGUGGACCGCUACCUGGCUCUGGUGAAACCCAUGAGCUCCAGCCGCCUGCGGAGGGCGGCGUGGGCCAAGCGCAUCUGCCUGGGCGUCUGGAGCCUGGGCUUCCUCUUCAGUCUGCCCAUCCUGUUCUUCCGUACGGUGACAUAUGUAACAGACCCGGGUGUGCUGGCCUGUAUUCUUGCCUACCCGCACCCACGAUGGCAGCUGCAACACAACAUCACCAGGAACAUGUGCUUCGUCCUCCCCGCGCUGGUAGUGACGUAUUGCAGCCGUCACAUUAUCGCUGCGCUGAACCAGCGUCGGGCCAAAGGCCUCCCUGUGGUGAGGGGCGAGAGGAAAGCCAGCUACCUGGUCCUGGCCGUGCUGGUCGUCUUCCUCUUCUGCUGGACUCCGCACCAGGUCAUGCGCUUUCUUGACACUCUGGACUACUUCCAGGUCACGCCUGGAUGCCUGUGGGGCCACAUCCUGGACAUCGGCAUCCAGCUGUCCACGUAUCUGACGUACAGCAACAGUGCUAUUAACCCCUUCCUGUUUGUCCUUGUAGGGAAGCAUUUCAGGAAAAGAGCUAAGGAGGUGUUCAGUUUGAACCUCUGGUCAAAAGACACAAACUACCUGAGCGUGAGCUGCACCUCUGUGAACAGACUGAACGAGCGUGUGCGACUUGACCAAAUAUAUGUUAACACUGUUUGCCAUGGCCAGUUGCUCUAGUUACAAAACUAGAAAAAGGUCUGCAGCAUUAUCUGCUUCAAUUGUUUACUAUCCACCUCAGAACACUGGCUUUUUACAGUGUAAGUCCAGGUGAACCACUGCUAAACCUCUCAGCAAUGUUAUUGUUCAAGUGGUGCCAUGUUUGAGCAACGGCAACAGUUGAGCAACAGUGAAGAUACUGUGGUUAAUGGAUCUAUGAAAGAGCUGCUGCUUUCAUCAAGAAACCAGAGCAAAAGGACAAAAGUCACAGAGAAAGUAACGAGUUGUUGAUGCUCUGGGGUUUGAGGCAUCAGGGUAAUUAUUAGCCCACCAUGGUUUGCAUUGAUCUGGACUGUUCCAGCUGUUUCCUGUUUGGUUGUAAUUACUGGAAGCCACAUGUCCUGAUAACCACAGUGUCCAUUUGAGGCUGCUUGUGUCCUUUGCUUUAACUUUCCCUAGUCUCUGCUUAGCAUUUGUCAUUAUGUUGUCAAGUUCUAAGAAAUAUCAUCAAUGAAAUAUAGAAAUAUGAUUUAACACUCAACUCUCAGGACAUAAGACAUAAGAAUUAGGGUGUAAUUGUAUGAAUGUUCUCCUGCUUUUGACCAAGUGCAUCAUCUGGAAACCAGAGGUAAUGGUGUUAUUUCAGACAAGAUGAUAGAUGUGGUCUAAUAAAAAUGCAGUCAUCUCA